Plasmodium gaboni is the source of this 4482-nucleotide messenger RNA. RefSeq lists its product as hypothetical. The coding region runs from base 1 to 4482 and encodes 1493 amino acids. NCBI's taxonomy places the organism in Eukaryota, Apicomplexa, Aconoidasida, Haemosporida, Plasmodiidae. The transcript has a single exon. The record is from RefSeq and is a predicted model, not a curated record.
AUGAGUAUUUUUCUUUUCAUCACGAUAUUCUUAUUUUUAUACUACGAGCAUUAUGUAUGUAGUACAAUAAGACCAUAUGAAUUUGAUAAAAGAGAUUUAUUAAAAAUUUAUGAAGAUUAUAAAAAUUUGGAAUUAAAUGAGAAGAUUAUUAUAGACAAUGAAGAGAGUUUUGACAAUAUAAAAUAUCUCUCUCUAUGUAAUAUAAAUAAUAAUAAGAAUUCGAUGUAUGGAAUAUCAGAUAUACUUUGUAAAAAUAUUAAUUUUCCUUAUCAUAUAAAAAUAAAAGCUGUAGAUCUUUUAUAUGGUGAGAUGGUUCAUUUUAGUACAUCAAAAUUUAUAAAUGAAAUAAAUUUUGUAUGUAAAUAUUAUAUAUAUGAUAAUUCUUAUGAAAUAAUAAAAUGUAAUUAUGUUAUCAAUAUUGAUGAUCAUUAUGAAUUUUAUUUAGGGAUUGAUAUGGAAAAUAUAAAUGAACCAACAUAUAAGAUUGAUAAUAAUAAUGAAAAUAAUGAAAAUAAUUUUAUUCAAUCAAAUAAUUUACAAAAUGAUAUUAUGCAUUCAUUAAGUAAACAAGAGCCACUUGAAUUAAAAAAUGUAACAUAUGAGGAAAAUAUAAAAAUAGAUAAUAAUAUAAUAAAUAUGUCUCAUAAUAAUAAUGAUAAUAAUAUUUUUCAUCAGAAUCAUUAUCUCAAUUAUUAUGAUAAUUAUAAUAUAAAGUUGUGUAAUUUAAGGAUCCCUAUUUAUAGUUAUAUAACAAAUGUAGAAGAAAUAUUUUUGAAAAUUCUUAUUGGAUUAUGCAUAAAACUAGGAUAUAAAAAAUAUAUGAUAUAUUCUGAACAUACGUUUGUUAUUUCAAGCUAUUUUGAAAAUAUGCAUAUUAGUAGGAAUAUAUUUAAUCAGGGGUUUAAUAUAACUUGUAGAAUAUUUUACAACUCUAAUAAUAUAUAUAUUAUAAAGAGUCAAAAUAGUUUUGUACACAAUAAAACUAAUAAAAAUAUUAACAAUAAUAAUAUUAACAAUAAUAAUAUUAAUAAUGACAAUAUUUAUAAUGACAAUAUUUAUAAUGACAAUAUUUAUAAUAACAAUGUAGGUGUUGUGAAAAAAGAGGUUCCUAAGAUUUAUCUAAAAUUUUUUCCUAAUAAAUCUUAUUUAUUGUGGAGAGGAAUUGAACAAAAUAAAGAAAUCUUUAAUUUUAAAUUAUUAGAAUUAAAAAAUUUAUUAAAGAAAGUUAAUUAUAAAGAAAGGAUAUAUUUAUGUUAUACAAAAGAAUUAUAUAGCUAUUAUGAACAAGAUGAAAUCUAUAUUAAAAAUUUUAUGUCUUCUCAUAAAAUAAAAUAUAGUAAUUUCAGAUCAUUACAAAAUAAAGAAAACAAAAAUUUAGAUAUACCUUUUUCUUAUAUAUUAUUAACAUUUCAACAUUUUUGUGAUAAUAAUAUUAUUAUAUUAUUUGAAGAAUGUGUACAUAUUAUUAUGACAUCAAAAGAUUUAGAUGAAAAAUAUAAAAGUAUUAUGCAUCAAUUUUUAUAUGAAAGUUUUCUAUGCUCACAAAAUUGUUCAUAUGAAGAUGAUCAAUUAAAUAUUUUUCAUAAUGAUAUUAUAAUAUCAAUAUUUCAAGAAUUUAUAAAUAAUAGUAAUUCUAUAAUUAUCAAAAUGAAAAAACAUUCUAAAUCUAUAAGAGACAAAAUGAAAAAGAAAGAAACACUUUAUAAUAAUAUAUUAUUACCUCAAGAUGAAAAUUUAUACACAGAAUUUUAUCAAAAUAUUAUGUUUUCUAUUGAAUUUCAAUCUAUUAUUCCAUUCUUAAAAGAUGAACUAGAUAAACUUACUAGAAAAAAAAAUAAUAGAAAUAACAGAAUUUGUAAUAUUUUGAAAUUUAUUAAAUAUCAUGAAAAGUUGUAUGAAUCUAAUAGACCUAAUCAUAUAUAUAAUCGAUUAUUGAAUGAAACCAUAUUAUUAAAUAAAUUAGUUUUUAAAAAUUAUAAAGAUCAUCAAACGUUUGAUGAUAGAAAUGUCACCAACCUGGAUGAUAAUAUAAAAAUAAAAAAAAAAAAUCAUGUGGAUGAUAAUAUAAAAAUGAACAAACAAAAUAUUGACAUAACAAAAAAGAAUCAUGUGGAUGAUAAUAUAAAAAUGAACAAACAAAAUAUUGAGAUAACAAAAAAGAAUCAUGUGGAUGAUAAUAUAAAAAUAAACAAACAAAAUAUUGAUAUAAAAAAAAAAAAUCAUGUGGAUGAUAAUAUAAAAAUGGUAUAUAAUAAAAAUAUGGAAAAUAAUAAGGUUGAGGAAGAAAAUGAAAAAUUUGAACAUAGCAAUAAAAACGAAAUAAUAUAUAUUAUGAAUGAUCCUAUUGAAUCUAACAACGCAUAUCAAUCUCAAUCAUAUGAAUCUAUUUCAAACAAUUUAGAUGAAAAACCUUUGAAUAAUUAUACUUAUGAUGAUGUGGAAAAAUAUGAUACGGAGCAAAUUAACACAUUUACAAAAAAAUACCCUAAAAUGAUGAAUAUAAAAAUAGAUAAAAAAAUAAAUGUAAGUAAUAACGAAUUAGAAUUAAAAAAAAAUAAUAAAGGUACCAUGCAUCAUUCUUUCAUAAUUAAUUCUUAUGGGGUACGUAUUUAUACCCUACAAAAGCAAUAUGAAUAUGAUAUUCUGAAAAAAAUAUAUGAAGAAUAUAAGAUGAAAACACAAGACAAUACAAAUUAUAGUAAUAAUGAAAAUGAGCAUAUGAAAAGGAAAGAAUUUUUUAACCUUCUCUAUUCAAUUAAUAAGACAUAUACUUUUACAGUCAAAAACGUACCCACAAAAAUAUACGACAUAUUAAACAAAACAAAUAAUUCAAAUGAUAAAAAAAAAAAUUACAAUCAGGAGCAUUCAAAUAUGUAUGAAUGGGGAAAAAAAAAUGUAAAAUAUUUAUGCAGUAAAGAGAAACGUUGGCCAUUUUCUAAAAAGGAGAUUAAUUUUUCUACAUCUGCUGAUGCUAUUUAUUGUGAGGCGCAAUAUGUAAAUGAGUUGUUUAUUAGGGUAAAUAAUGAUGAACAGACGUUUGAUUAUAUGAUAAAUGAUAUGAAAAAAAAGGCAGAUACUUAUAAAGAUCAAAAUAUUUAUCAAAAGGAUGAUAUAUAUAAAGAGCAAAAUAUAUAUCAAAAGGAUGAUAUAUAUAAAGAGCAAAAUAUAUAUCAAAAGGAUGAUAUAUAUAAAGAGCAAAAUAUAUAUCAAAAGGAUGAUAUAUAUAAAGAGCAAAAUAUAUAUCAAAAGGAUGAUAUAUAUAAAGAUCAAAAUAUGUAUCAAACGAAUGAUGAUUCAUAUGCCCAUUCCAACAAAAAUCCAAACAUUAAUUUUAUUUUUCCAGAUAAUAUUCUACAUAAUGUCAAAGAAGGAUAUUUUAUAAAACCUUCGACAGAAGAAAGCAAAAUUAUAGGUUUUUAUGUCCUUAAUAAUAUAUGUGUAAUAAAAUAUAUUGGGAAUAAAACAAAUGACAUAAAUAAUCCUUUCUUAAGUCAUGUUUUAUUAAAUUCAGUUUUAGGCUUUUGUAUUUUACAUGGGUUUACAAAAAUAAAAGUUGAAGCAGAAACUAUUAACUAUGAAAGUGGAAUAAAAAAUAAAUUUAUUGAGAUUUUAUUAAAUGGAUAUACUCAAUAUGAAUAUUUAGGUUUGAAGUUAAUGAAUGUAGCAACAUUUUCAAAAGAUUUAUAUUAUAUCAUAACAGGAUAUACUUCCAAAAGUGAUCUUUUAUUAUCUGCUGUUAUGAAAUUUGAAAAAAAUUUUAAUAUAAAUCAUAAUAUAGAAAAUAAUUUUAUGAAUUAUAUGAACAAAAAAUCAAUGGAUAUAUUACAUGAAUUAACCUUCAAUUGUAAUGAUAAUUAUUAUCCAUAUAAAAAUUGUUAUGAUCUUUAUCCUCUUGUAAGAAAAAAUAAAAAAACAAAUAUAUGUAAUUUUGAAAAAAACAAUAUAUAUAAAGAAUUAAAUUUAUUAUUUCCUGAUAUCUGCCAAAUUGGAAACAAAAUUGCCUUAUGUUAUGAACAAAUAAAAAAAAAUAUUGUUUGCUCAAAAAAUAGCCAAGGGUGUAAAUACUACAAAUUUAUUAUUAACACAUUCAUAAAACCUAGAAGAAAAACAUCCUUUUUUAUAAAUCAUAAUAUAAAUGUUCAAGAAUAUUUAUCAAAAAAAGCUUAUACAUAUUAUUUAUUAUUAUCUGAACUUAUAAAAAAUAAAGAAAAACAAUUAAAACAAGAACAAGGGAAAGAUAAAAAUCAAAAUAUAGACCAUGCACAUACUUAUUUUUUAUUAAAUAAUAUCAUUCAAUAUGCAACAUUUUUUCUUUUCUGGAAUUUCUCUACAGAAUUUUGGAAGAGAUUUCAAUACAUACACAAUAAUCAUACUCAUAAUAUAAAUGAAAUUUCUUAUCAAAAUAAUAACUUAUUAUUUUGCCCCAUGGCAUAUUCCUACGAAUUUAUUUAUCACCUUAAUGUAUUCUACAUAAGCGAAUAA